Messenger RNA from Anolis carolinensis (green anole), 3323 nucleotides. RefSeq names its product chromosome 2 C19orf67 homolog (gene c2h19orf67). The transcript has 7 exons. Bases 1405 to 2613 code for a protein of 402 amino acids. NCBI's taxonomy places the organism in Eukaryota, Metazoa, Chordata, Lepidosauria, Squamata, Anolidae. The record is from RefSeq and is a predicted model, not a curated record.
GCUAGGAAUGGUGGGAGUUGAAGUCCAAAACACCCGGAGGGCCCAAGUUUGCCCAUGCCUGUCAUAGAUAUACAGCUCUGUCAAUUUUAUUCUUUCUGCUUAUUCUAAUUCAGGGGUUCUCAAACCUUUAAAGCCGGGUGCCGGUUCACAGUUCCUCAGACUGUCGGGGACGCCGGACCAUAGUUUGGAAAGAAUAUGAACAAAUUUCUAUCUUAUUUGUAAUGCAAGCCCCCCAUGAAAGAACAAUACAAUAUUUAAAAGUAUUUAAAAUAUUUAAAAGAAUAUUUUAACCAACACAUACUGACCAGUAUUUCAGUGGGAAGUGUGGGCCUGCUUUUGGCUGAUGAGAGAGUCAAGUUAAUUGGAUUGUUGUUGUUGUUGUGGUGUGCCUUCAAGUUGUUUCAGAUUUAGCGCGACCAUAUGUUUAAAGUUUAGGGUGGGGGCCGGGUAAACAACCUUCGGCCCACAGGCCUUAAUUUGGGGGGCCCUGUUAUAAUUUCAGCCGUUACGCAUAAUUAUUGUAAUAUGACUUUCCAAUGUUUAACCACAAUCUUUCUUGGACGUUUGGUGGUUUAAGUUGGCCACUGCUUUUAUACAUUAAGCUAAUACACGAUUUCCAAGUUCUAUCAAACAGAUUGUUGUGUUCUCAAGGGCUUUCAUGACCUUAAUCGAUGGGUUGAUGUGAGUUUUCUGGGCUGUAUGGCCAUGUUCCAGAAGCAUUCUCUCCUGACAUUUUACCCACGUCUAUGGCAGGCAUCAUCAGAGGUUGUGAGGUCUGUUGGAAACUAGGAAAGUGGGGUUUAUAUAUUAGUGGAAAGUCCAGGGAGCGAGAAAAAACUCUUGUCUGCCUGAGACAAGUGUGAAUGUUGGAAACCAUUUAAAUCCACAAUCAGGUGGCCAAUUUCAACAGAAAGAAGAAAACCAUGAAAAUGAAUGAAAUCUGGCUACCAGUAUUUUAAAAACUCUAGAAUCAGGACAGUAAAUAAAGAACAACACUCAGAAAACAGGGAUUUCCAGACAGGAAACAAUUAGGGUCAGCUAAUACCUCCUAACAAGGGAUCCCCCUAAGCAGGAAGCAGCCAGGCUUUGAAACUACAAGGCUAUCAAUGCUAAUCAAGAUUGCCAAUUGUAACAUUCACACUUGCCUUAAAUAAACAAGAGUUCUUUCUCCCACCCUGGACAUUCCACAGAUAUAUAAACCUCACUUGCCUAGUUUCCAACAGACUUCUCUGAGGAUGCCUGCCAGAGAUGUGGGUGAAAGUCAGGAGAGUAUGCUUCUUUAACAUGGCCAUACAGCCCGGAAAACUCACAGGAACCCAGUGAUUCUGGCCAUGAAAACCUUCGACAACACAGGAAAGUAGACAGUUUAUUCCAUCAUUAUAAAUUUCAUUGCCCCCACAUCAGAUGUUCAAGAAGCCUCCCCAUAUGUUCUUAGCAUAUGUGUGUGUGCAUGUUUUCCUUCAAGCCAUCUGUCAUUUUACUAUUCUAAUGUACCUAAAAAGGCAUGUGAGUCUGCUUGUAGAGAGGGGCAAAGGUCACCAAGAGAAGAUCCUGAAUUUGAAUGCAGGACUCCAUUAUGUCUCAGUGGCUACAACAGGAUGGAAGGGUGAAGAUUCCUCAGACAAGUGCCUGAAGAUGGCAAGCAAGCAAGGAUACAGUUGCCUCUCUGAUGGCUCUGUGGAUGUCCAAACUUCUAGCUCUGAGGGCACUCUGAGCCACAGUCCUCACAGCCCGGGGCUGUGUCUCAUCUCCCCUCCUAUUGCUGAAUCCCAUUGGCUGAGUAAUGUGGCAUCACAGCCUGAGUCCCCAUCGGAAAUGAACAUCAUUUUGGAGGAACUUCUGGCUCCCAUUACUGAAAAGCUCAAGUAUUUGCUGAAGAAAGCAGAGGACUUCCAGACAUACCUGUUGUACAGGGACAGAAUGCAGAAGGAGCAAUUUGCCAAAGCUAUGCCUACGUUCCUGCAGAUGUGCCAGCCAUACUUCCAUUACCUGGAAUCCACAGCACGCAGCUGCACACCUUACUUAAGACUCCCACAGGAGCCAGUCAGAAGGCGGCUCUUAGAGAUCUCUCAGCAAUUGGCUUGCCAACUUGAGCAACUAGUUCUGAUGUAUGCUUCCUUCAGCUUUGUGUCCUUGGAAGACACAGAUCCAUCCAGUGUUUCCUGUUUCUUCUGUGGCAAGUUCUGGUUGAAUGAGAUGCGACAAGUUUCCAUCUUUCGCUAUUCCAUCUCCGCACCCUACACAGCUGCUCAUGUUCCCCACAAUUUAUACAAAAAGAUGCGCUGGAACAUUGACAUCUUGGAAAAGUCUGCUGGCCGGAAUCAAACACCUAAAACAGAAUACUAUUUUCUGUGCUUCCGUGACACUGGUGAUGAGGCAACUGUGAAGAUGCAGAAGCUCUGGUCCAUUGGACGCUGGGUGCCUGUAGAUCCCGACAGCGAGCAUAGUGCUGAUGUGCUCUCCUGGGUCUUGUGUCACCACCCCAUGGGAGAUUACCAGCAGCUCCUGACCAUUGGAUUUGAGGAACCUUCCCACACCUUAGCCACAGACCUUUUUGUGCAGAUGUUUAAUGCUCAGUGUUCAGGCCUGCUUAACCAAGAGUCGUCCUGCUAGACGAGCCAAAGGAACAAGUGCAGGAAAAGGUGGCCCACUCAUACUUUAACUGUGUACUACAAAGUCCAGCUCUUGCUUCAUAACAUUACCAAUACUAAAACAGUAGGUACACUGUGCUGGGUGCUAGCAUUAAAAUACAGCAAGAUAGGACUAGAAUACAUGCUUAGAGGUAUAUUAGUUUAGGAUUUGGGCCAUUUUUGUUUGAUAUGAGACCAAAACUAUCUUGGUUCCCCCAUCAUUCCUGCUCCUUUAGCUCUUGUGCUUGGGUUAAUUACGCUACAAAUUUUAAAAGGCUUUGGUGGCCACUGCCAUAGUUUUUCCCAUAACAGGUUCUUGAAUGCAGAUGCCAAUAUUGUUGAUAUCAAUCUUAUCACUGGCAUGUGAAGACCCUUGUGGUCUCCAUUACAUGCUACUGCAGGACAGAAGUGGAAGUGCAAUUUUCCUUCUUUCAGGCACAGGUUCCAUUGAGAAACACUUUGUGUUGGGCCCUUGCUGGACACAGGCUAAGUAUCUAGUUUUACCAACUUGGGGUCCAUUUCCUUUUGAGGGCAAAGUCUCUUUGGCCCUACUCCCUUCUGACCUUUAAACAUCUAGCAGUGACUCAGGACCAAUCAAAGUCUCUCAAGAAGUGGUAUCCCAAAAUGUGUUGGAUUGUUUUUAAGAAAACAUAUAGGAUUAUUUCAUGAAUAAAGGAACAUAUUCUGUUUUUA